Arabis nemorensis is the source of this 1278-nucleotide messenger RNA. Lineage: Eukaryota; Viridiplantae; Streptophyta; Magnoliopsida; Brassicales; Brassicaceae. The record is from the annotation of a GenBank genome assembly.
AUGGCAACAUUCGACAGUGAUGGCGUCUCCUCCUAUCUUUCUGACUCUGAUUUUGAGGAUGAUUAUGAAACGAGGAAGUCAGAGACUGAUACAUCAGCUCAAGAGGCAAGAAAUGGCAAAGACAUUCAAGGGAUUCCAUGGGAAGGGUUUAAAUACACAAGAGAGGAAUUCCGUGAGACAAGGCUAAAAGAAUAUGACAAUUUUGUCAAUAUCUUAACCCCUCAAUCUCGGGAAAAGCUUGAUAAGGAAUACCUGCAAGUUGAGAAAGGAAAGAGCUUUUACGACUUCCAAUUCAACACAAGGCUUGUUACAUCCACAAUUGUGCAUUUUCAGCUUCGGAACUUGGUAUGGGCGACAUCAAAGCAUGAUAUAUAUCUAAUGCAAAAUUAUUCAGUCAUGCACUGGUCAUCUCUACUCCAGAGAGGGAAAGAAGUAAUUAACGUUGCCAGAUCAGUCACCCCUACUUUGAAACUACCUGGAUUGUUGUCUGAACCACUCUUCAGGGUGCAAGUUAGCAGCAUGGCAGUCAAAGAAAAUCUAAUCUUAUUAGGAGGAUUCAACGGGGAGCUUCUCUGCAAGUGUGUAAAUCAGCCUGGGAUUGCUUUCUCCACAAGAUUAACAACAGAAGAUAAUGCCAUAACAAACACAGUUGAUUUAUACCGAAGUACGAGUGGAGCCCUUAGGUUUAUAACCGCAAAUAACGACCGUAAGAUUCGGAUAUUCGAUGCUCAGAGCUUUACACAUGUCAGUGAAUUUCCUUUUGAUUGGUCUGUCAAUAAUACCUCAGUGAGCCCAGAUGGAAAAAUGCUCGCAGUACUCGGGGAUAGUGCAGAAUGCUUGAUCUCUGACUCACAGUCUGGGAAAGUCAUUUCAAGCCUCGAAGGCCACAAAGACUACUCGUUUGCAUCGGCUUGGCACCCAAAUGGUCUAAUCUUAGCAACGGGAAACCAAGACAUGACAUGCCGUCUAUGGGACAUUCGAAACCCAUCAAAGUCAUUCGCUGUCUUGAAAGGAAACAUUGGAGCCAUCAGAGGAUUGAAGUUCACAUCAGACGGGCGGUUCCUUGCCAUGGCUGAGCCCGCAGACUUUGUUCACAUCUUUGACACGCAAUCUGGGUUUGUUCAGUCCCAAGAGAUUGAUCUGUUUGGGGAAAUAGCUGGGAUUUCAUUCAGUCCCGACACAGAAGCACUGUAUGUCGGGGUUGCGGACCGCACUUAUGGAAGCUUGUUGGAGUAUAAGAUGAGAAAGGACAAUCAGUAUAUGGACUCCUUUUACUGA